AUGGACCCCGCGCUGGUCAAAUACAACAACAUGUCGGCCAAUCGGUGGAAGUACUUCCGCUGGACGCCUCGCACGGCCUGGAUCACCUUCGUCUACGUCGUGGCCGUGCCGUCUGUUGUGGGAUAUGUGGGGUAUGUUACGGAGGUGAGUGGCCUGGUCCCGCCCCCGCUCUGA
Molecule: messenger RNA, 174 nt
Organism: Letharia lupina
Lineage: Eukaryota; Fungi; Ascomycota; Lecanoromycetes; Lecanorales; Parmeliaceae
Exons: 2
Coding region: 1-174 (57 amino acids)
Source: RefSeq, a predicted model, not a curated record